This is a messenger RNA of Rosa rugosa (rugosa rose), 1412 nucleotides long. Its product is annotated as E3 ubiquitin-protein ligase RSL1-like. Gene Ontology annotation, molecular function: ubiquitin protein ligase activity; zinc ion binding; ubiquitin conjugating enzyme binding. Gene Ontology annotation, cellular component: cytoplasm; ubiquitin ligase complex. Bases 102 to 1085 code for a protein of 327 amino acids. The transcript is spliced from 2 exons. The record is from RefSeq and is a predicted model, not a curated record. Gene Ontology annotation, biological process: protein polyubiquitination; ubiquitin-dependent protein catabolic process; positive regulation of proteasomal ubiquitin-dependent protein catabolic process. Lineage: Eukaryota; Viridiplantae; Streptophyta; Magnoliopsida; Rosales; Rosaceae.
UUAAAGCGGGAGUGAUUGAAAACUGCAGUAGAAGUAGUAGAAGACUGGAAGUUGAAGGUUCCCAAAUCACACGCCUCAAUUUCUGCGACGACUCCCCAAAAAUGCUCACCUCCAAACCCUCUCACUCUCACUCUCACUCUCCAAUUCGAAUUCUCACCGUCGACGACGAUGCCGACGCUGACGUCAUCUUCCCUCCGAUUCCCCACAGCUCCUCCUCCCCCGCGAUCGCCCUCCACGACGAUCGCAAAGACCCAUCUGCCCCCAGAUCAUCUCCCUCCCCGACCAAAGUACCCACCUUUAUCGACCUCUCCGACGAACCCGACGACGGAGACGACGACGAGAUUCGGAUUCUCCGAUUCAAACCCACCAAAACCCACUUCAAAAAGCGAAGAACAAACCCGUUUACAUCCGGGUCCGUAUCCGAACCCGGCCAGUCCUCCUCCGAUUCUCUCACCGACUACCCACCGUUCGUCUGUGAUAUUUGCGCCGACGACAAGCUCGGGUACCAAUCUUUUCCGAUCGAGAAUUGCAACCAUGUGUAUUGCUCCGAUUGUGUGAUCAACUACAUCGAUUCCAAGCUCCAAGAAAACGAACCCACAAUUCGGUGCCCUGUUCCAGGGUGCAAGGGUCUGCUGGAGCCCGAGUACUGCCGCUCGGUUCUGCCGGCUCAGGUGUUUGCGAGGUGGGGAAAGGCAAUGUGUGAUGCUGUGAUACUCGGGUCGGAGAAAUUCUACUGCCCAUAUCAGGACUGCUCUGCUCUGCUGAUCGAUGACGGGGAGGAGGUGGUGAGGGAGUCGCAGUGCCCGCAUUGUGGGAGAAUGUUCUGUGCUCAGUGCAAGGUUGCUUGGCAUGUCGGGAUGGAUUGCAGCGAGUUUCAGAGGCUGAGUGUGGAUGAGAGAGGGAAUGAAGAUGUUAUGUUGAGGAACCUGGCGCAGAGCCAGAACUGGAGGAGGUGUCCCAGCUGCAUGUUCUAUGUCGAAAAGUCUGUUGGUUGCUCCUACAUGAAAUGCAGGUGUGGAUAUGCAUUCUGUUACAAUUGUGGAGUACAAGCUGUCAGUCAUACCUGUCGAAGCUGUCAUAAGUAAUGCUAUAAGACAAUCUUGUUGCAAAACUACAGGUUUUUCUAUCUCAGGUUGAUUGCAAUAGCACAGGUUGCUCUAUGUAGUUGGAUUUAGCAACCGCUCUGCUUCCUUUUUAAUGCAAUAUGAUACUAGAGAACCAGAGGACAUGUUGUGUCAUAGGUGAUAUGACAUUAUCUUAGCUGUGUAAAGGGGGUUUACAUUAGGGAAGUUUUAGAAGACUUAUUGAAUGAAAAUGAAUGCUUUGAGAGAAUAUUGUAUAUACAUCACUUUUUCUGGUAACUGAGUUCAAGUUUAUUUUUCAUAAAGAUGAUCAUGUUCUGUAUAAUUUUG